AAUCGAUCAAUCGCCCGCCCAUCGACUAUCGACGCAAUAUAUACCUAGUAUAUUAUACCUAUUAUGUGUAUAGUGUAGUAGUGUAUCCAUUUUUUUCGUCGCAUGUGUAUGUAUUGUGUUUAUUAUAGUUUUCAUUUAUUCGACGUUAAGCCGUGACAUCGAAUUAACCUUUUGAUUUCGCAGUGCGCUUCUAGAUUACCGCACUAUUUUUUCACUCGCCCUGCACUCUGACACUCUCUCGCUGUCUCUCUCUCUCUCUCUCUCUCUGUUUUUCUCACUUCUUCUCUCCACAUUGCCUAUUCCAUACAUUAUACAGAGUGUUUCAAUGUUUUUCGUUACAUUUUAAGAAUCGUAAGCGAUGAGUGAAGCUAAAAUUAUAUUUUGUAUUAUGAAAAUAUGGGGCUUUUAAUGGCAUUUACGCGGCAAAAUAUGACGACCCUCAACUAUAUCGUAUCACCUUGAUAUAGUUACUCAACACAAAACGCAAUACAUAUAGUAGUACAGUGGCGAAUUUUCAACAUUUUUCUUGGAUUGGGGUCAUAAUUAACUAACAUAAUAUAUUGUCAGAAACUAGAGCGACUUGAAUUCGAAUUUUACACUUUUACAUAUCGUGCGUAUUAUACCCACUCGUUCGUUUACUUAUUCUAAAAUAAAAGACAGCAUAUAGCUUAUGCAUUUUAUAAGAAUAUAAAAAUAAAAAAUAAUUGUAUAUAAUAUAUAUAUAUAUAUCUUUCCUGGACCACCCCCUACUGUAAAUCCUCCAUUGAUCCCAUAUAUUUAUAAUAUAAACACGUACGUACAUAUAUAUAGGUGGACUAUCGUAACGACGUCCUAGUCGAUGAUCGUCUAUAUAAUAGACAGCACAUGCGCGUUAUUUGUCGGCAAAACGUUGGCGUCAGUGUAAUGACGUUUUUGAGUUUCGAAUACGAAAAAAAAAAAGAAAUGAAUAGAGACGAAAAACAAAACCCUCUAUAUACUAACAGGUGCGGAGGUCCUUCGUCGUGGCUAUUUUAGAGUCGGUUUGGUCGCCGUCGCCGUUCUCCCAGUGCCGUCGUGGGAGCGUCCAAACCGUGGUGGACGACCGUGGCCGCAGUGUACAUCCGGCGUACCGAGGACAACAGUCAGACGGAAGCACGCGAUAAACGGAUGGACGUCGGACCGGCUGCCGCGGCGGCGGCGGCGACCACCCCGGAAACGAUGACGACGUACCGGCGGAGGCCGGAAGCGUUCCCGAGCCGCGGUGAGCACCAGUGAUGGCCAGCUCAGGUAUGCACGCCGCACUGUACAUACGAGAGAGGCAAAAGAUCCGCGUGAAAAGGAUCCGUAGGGAUAGGUUCCAAUUGCCCAGUCACGUGGCCACCAAGAACAUCGCCCCGUUCCCGGAGUUCCCACCUACUACGUGGAAUAAGACAGCAGCGUCGGUGGCUUGGCCUGGACCAGUCGGUCCGUCUCCAGACAGCGAUGGCACGGCACCAGGUGGUUCCAUACUCAUACACCUGCCUGCUGACCCACAUAGGAAAUGGACGAAAAAAAAUAAGAUCCACGAUGCCCUGUCAUUCGGCGGUGGUGAUGGCGACGACCGGAGGCUGUACGAGCUGCAGCAGGGCGCGGCGGCCAACACGCUACUGUACGUGGGACUGUGCUCAGUGGCCCUGGGCCUGAUCAUCGCGUUCGUGGGCACCGGUGAGAAGGGCUUCAAGACCGUCCAGCUCCGGUUCAUCGGGCCCGGCAUGAUCGCCAUCGGGGUGUGCUGUUGCGCCGUCCGCAUUAUGUUGUGCUUCUGUCCGCCGACGUUUUGCUUCAAGCGUCGCCGGCACAAGGGUGGCGGUGCUUCCGACAAAAUGGCCGAGUUCUACAAAUACAUGCCGUUCCGGAACCAUCCGAUAAAUGCCAACGCGGCCGCUUCCGAACCGCUCACCGGAGUCGUCGUCGAGACCGUACCGAUGGCGGUCCUGAAACCAGCGCUGAAACGCGUGUCCAUGGCAGCCGACCAGCAACCGCAAACCGUCUGCCAACAAGCGAAAAGGAUGCCCAAGGCCACUCCAGAAGCCAGCCUGGACAGCAGCAUGGAACAUCUGAUCGAACAGGAUGACCAUCUGUACACGAAGGACGAGGUGAGCUCGAAUAAAAAUCUUUCCAACCUCAAGUCAACGUUGACAUUCGAGGACUCGUUGAACGUGGCUACCAAAAUGAUGGUCAAAUCUUUCGAGGAACUGAACAACACGUCUUCCAUGCCCGGAGGUGAUUCCACCGACCAGCACCGACAGGAGCUUGUGCUAAGCGCCGUGAACCUGACAAAGUAGAAUAGCGAGUCGGACCGCACAAUAUAAUACCCAUACUACAUGAUAUUAUACCGUAGUACAUAAUAAUAUGAUAAAUUAUUGUUGUAUAUUCAGACGAAUUUGGCUGUGACGAAUAACCCCAUGCAUGUACCUAUAUAAUAUGUAUAUACAAUGUAUUAUUAUGUGUGUAAAUUAACGAUUAACUACAUACAUAUA
Messenger RNA from Myzus persicae (green peach aphid), 2498 nucleotides. RefSeq lists its product as uncharacterized. The record is from RefSeq and is a predicted model, not a curated record. Lineage: Eukaryota; Metazoa; Arthropoda; Insecta; Hemiptera; Aphididae. The transcript is spliced from 4 exons. The coding region runs from base 1254 to 2303 and encodes 349 amino acids.